Molecule: messenger RNA, 934 nt
Organism: Symbiodinium necroappetens
Lineage: Eukaryota; Dinophyceae; Suessiales; Symbiodiniaceae
Source: the annotation of a GenBank genome assembly
GAAGCUGCUCUAUAUCACGUACGAGGAGAGCACGCUGCUCCGUCGCAGUCGCGUUCGCUGCUGCGAUAGCCUCGAGCUCGACGUCGUCGAACACUCGGUGAUGAUCAGUCAGAACGCGCUGGAGCUCGGUGCUCGCAAACGCUUGACCAUGGAGAACAGCACGAACAAGUUCAACCAUUUGGGGCCCGACCCCAACAACAAGGACGAGGAAUGGAAUCUGCCCGUGCAGGAGAAAAGAGAACUUCUGGGGGACACACGGCGUGAGUCCGGCGGUGCUUCGUCAGUGCCGCCCGAGCUGGCGGAGAAAGGCAAAGCCCAACGUGCUGCGACGGACCUUGAGCCCGUGUCCUUCCAUGGAAACACAGCGAAGUUCUGGGAGGAGAUCUACCACAGCUACUGGGCGGCCAGCAUCCUGGACAUGACCCCGCAGAACGACAACGCAGCUUUGGCGGCCAUCAUGCUCAAGAAGAAGUACCUCGCCAUCGUCAACACCCAAGCCCACGCAACUCUCCUCAGAGAAAGGCUGCAGGAACGCGUGUUCCGCUUGAUGAGAGAUCCGCAGUGCACGCGCUUGUACGAGCCCAUGGCCGUGGCAGAUUUGGACUUCCUGAACGCAAACGCCGACGAGUCUAAGAUUGAGAAGGGAAAGAAGGUUGGCAAAGCCAAGAAGAAAGCCAAGAGCGGCGACGGCACCAGUAAAGGCGGCGACGACGGGGCCAACACAGGCGGCGACGGCGCCAGCAAGGGCGGCGGCAAGAAGGCUGGCAGGAAGGGAGGCAAAGGCAAGGGCGGCAACACAGGCGGCGGAGAGGGCAACGGUGAAGGUGCGGAGGGAGGUAAGAAGCCGCCCCAGUCGUUGGCUGAGCUGCUUGUCCAAGUCCAGAAUUCUGCCAAGCAGGGCGGCGAGGGCGAAGCCCCGCCCCCGUCCGGGUAG